Messenger RNA from Caenorhabditis elegans, 270 nucleotides. RefSeq lists its product as uncharacterized. The transcript is spliced from 2 exons. Lineage: Eukaryota; Metazoa; Nematoda; Chromadorea; Rhabditida; Rhabditidae. The record is from RefSeq and is marked reviewed. The coding region runs from base 15 to 227 and encodes 70 amino acids.
UUCGUUUAAAAAAAAUGAGUUUGUUGGUGCAAUUCGACGAAUUCAAGGGGCACAGCCAUGAGCAAUUCAUGGAAGAGCUGGACACAAUUAUGCUGGUUUCCAUCAAUAAAUUGCAUGACAACAUGGAUCUUCGUCGCCGUCUUUUGAUUUACUCGGUAUUCGGAAAAGUGUUCCAACAUAGGAAAAUGGGCAUUUUGGCUCCCCACGGGCAAGAGGAAACUUUCUAAUUUUUAAAGCAUUUUUGAAUGAAUAAAAUGUGGAAACUUGUAA